Messenger RNA from Zingiber officinale, 555 nucleotides. RefSeq lists its product as uncharacterized. NCBI's taxonomy places the organism in Eukaryota, Viridiplantae, Streptophyta, Magnoliopsida, Zingiberales, Zingiberaceae. The record is from RefSeq and is a predicted model, not a curated record. The transcript has a single exon. The coding region runs from base 17 to 301 and encodes 94 amino acids.
AAGAGAAUCGAGAGGUAUGUCGGUCGGAGAGAAAGACCUUGAGGCGGCUGCGGCGGCGGCAGUACCGGCCUCUGGCGACGACGACGCCGCCGCCUCCGCCGCCGGGCGCCGCAGGCGCGACGGCAGCAGCGUCUACGAGCGGUGCGUCUCCGGGCUGGAGCUCGCUCUGGAGGCCGGGCGGCCGCUGAGGGAGCUGGACCCGGAGAAGAUCAAGGAGGAGAUCAAGCGGUGGGCGAAGGCCGUCGUCGCUUACGCCCGCCAGCUGAGCUUCGGCAGCAAGCAGCAGCGAUCGGAGAAUUGAAUUGCGAUCAUGUAGAUCAAUAAUCAUAGUUCACGCCAUGGCCUGCGACGACUCUGGUCGUUGACUUUGUCUCAUCAAUCAUCAUAUUAAUGGUGGAUUAAUUAAGAGCUGUUUUAUGUAAAUAAAUGAUCGUUCGUUAUUCUUUGUGUACACAAUUAAUAAUUGAGUUAAUUGUUUUUCGGAAGAAUGAUUCGAGGAGGAAUAAUGUUUUAGUGUACAGAACGCUUGUGCUUUGUUUUGGGAGGUAGCAGGAA